Messenger RNA from Aureobasidium subglaciale EXF-2481, 2550 nucleotides. RefSeq lists its product as uncharacterized. Gene Ontology annotation, molecular function: dihydrofolate reductase activity; protein-macromolecule adaptor activity. NCBI's taxonomy places the organism in Eukaryota, Fungi, Ascomycota, Dothideomycetes, Dothideales, Saccotheciaceae. Bases 1 to 2550 code for a protein of 849 amino acids. Gene Ontology annotation, cellular component: peroxisomal membrane. The transcript has 2 exons. Gene Ontology annotation, biological process: protein import into peroxisome membrane; tetrahydrofolate biosynthetic process. The record is from RefSeq and is a predicted model, not a curated record.
AUGUUAGAAGGGACGCGCCGGUGGUUCAGGCGCAAUCGCACCAGAUUCGCGGUCGGAGCAGGCACGUUGGGGCUGGUCUAUCUGGCCGGACAGUAUGCCUGGAGCAAAUGGCUCGAGGCGCGCCAGCGCAUGGCCGACGAGAGAAUGUCCAAGGAGAACCUUCGCCGCCGCUUCGAACAGAACCAGGAGGACUGCACCUAUACCGUGCUAGCCUUGCUCCCCACCAUUCGAGAGGAGAUAAUCAGCACUCUACCCGUCGAAGACAUUACCAAUGAGUUACAACGCCAGCGAUCCGAGAAGCUGUCCAGGAGUGCUGGCCAGUCUGAGGCUGCCUCCUCCGACUUCCCGUCGGCACCUGCCAGUACAAUGGACGACUCUGCGAGCAUGUCCAGCUUCCAGACAGGCAGCUACAUUCACGCAAGCCAGAUGGUCGACAGUCAAGACGGCAAGUCGCUGUUGAAGAAGAAGACUAAGGCACAACUCUGGAACGACAUGAAGAUUAGCUGUGAGUCGCCCGUUGAUGCUCAAUGUUGCAAUCCUGCUAAUGUCGUGCUCGCAGCCAUCACGAGAUCUCUGACUCUACUCUACACCCUCUCGCUCCUCACCCUCCUGACGCGUAUCCAACUGAACCUCCUCGGCCGUCGAACUUACCUCUCUUCGGUCGUCUCUCUCGCCAACCCUCCGACGGCCACCGACUCUACGCAUAUCUCCAUGGAGAAUAACGAUGACGAUAACUACGAUAACGUUUACGGCAAUGAUUUCGAAACAAACCGCAAGUACUUGACCUUCAGCUGGUGGCUGUUACACAAAGGUAGCAAACAGAUUGUCGACAAGGUCAGCGCCGCUGUCAAGGACGUCUUCGGUCCAGUCAACCCACGCGAAGACAUGACUCUCGAGCGUCUGAGCGAGCUCAUUCUUGAGGUACGCAAAAAGGUCGAGGGUGCUACCGAGAGCGAGCGACGCGAGCACAGAUGGCUGUCAUACAUGCUUCCUCCUCGCGAGGAAGAAGACUUUGUCCUGUCUGCAUCAGGCAUCGACGCCAUGUCUGCAUCACCCGCACCGCAAGACGUAUCACAGGACCCUAUGCUCGCAGCAAAUGCUGCUUCGUCGAAUGCAUCUCUUCGCCGACUGCUCGACGAGACGUCAGAUCUCAUCGACUCCCCUACCUUCACCCAUGUCUUCACUCAAGUCCUCAACGCUACCUUUUCCCAUCUCAUCGACUACCGUGUCGCAACCGAAGCUUUCAAGAUCAGCCCGCCAGCACCAGACUCCAUGUCACGUAUCUCUGAGAUCAGUGACAAGAAGUGCAAGUUUGCUCAGACCCUUGCUGUCUUCUGUCGUCAAGCCCACAUUAUCGCUGCCGGUAGUAGCGAGCCUGACGAUCUUGUCGUUGCAGAGUCUGCAGGUUCCCAAGUCAACGAGUACCUUGCUGCUAUCGAUCAAGUCAAAGACCUUGAAGCUUUCGCUGCCGUCAUCUAUUCCAGCAACUUCGAGUUUGAGGCCGCUGAGAAGCAGCAACUCGAGGUCAACGCUGCAGCACCUAUCGUGCCUGUUGUCGAACCGGCUCCGACAUCGUCUCAAGACUCCAAUGCACCAUCACAAGCACAACCUGGCGCACAAGAGCCUGCAUUGUCCCUUGAGGAAAUGAAUCACGCGUGGAACCGAUCCCAAGCCCACGACUCCUCGGCUCCAAAUGCUCCGAGCUACAGUGAAGUGGUCCAAGCUCCUGCACCUGAAACGUCAUCUUCGCAACAUCACGAAACACAAGAGUCACAGUCAACUCAAGAAACAUCAACCACAUCACACCAACCAGAGCAGCCAAAGACUUAUGCAAUGGCAGCAGCUGCAGCAACUACCAUCCCACCACUCACUCUCAUCGUCGCCACUACCGCCAAGAAUGGCAUCGGCAAAAAUGGAACCUUGCCUUGGCCUAUGCUAAAGAAGGAAAUGGCAUACUUUGCCCGCGUCACCAAACGCGUGCCCGAAGCCGCUUCCAGGCCUGACUCUUCCAUGCUCGCCGAGACUGCGUCCCAAUCGUCCGACUCUUCCGAAGUGGCAACAAACGCAAACAUCCAAGAUCCGCAAAAUGUUGUCGUCAUGGGUCGCAAGACCUGGGAAAGCAUCCCACCUAAAUUCCGCCCUCUGCCUCAAAGAACCAAUGUCGUGAUCUCGAGAUCGGAGAACCUUGAGGGAGCAGGUGAAGAUGUCAUUGUUGGCAACUCCAUCGUCUCUGCCCUCUCUUCACUCUCUACAAAGGUCAAGCAAGGUCAAGCAGCACCUCUUGGUCGUGUCUUUAUUAUCGGCGGCGGUGCCAUCUACAAGCAAGCUUUAGACAUGGAAGAAGCCAAGAGUAUUCUCCUCACUAGAGUUGAAGGAGAGUGGGAUUGUGACACCGACUUCCCUGUUGAUGUCGACGCUGAGCAAGUCUGGACCAGACGGCAGAAGACUGAGCUUGACGAGUUUGCGGGCGAAGAUGUGCAGCAGACCCAAGAGGAAGAGGUCAAGGGCGAGAAGGUGAGAUAUGAGUUUAGAUUAUAUGAGAAGGUGUGA